Trichoderma reesei QM6a is the source of this 1224-nucleotide messenger RNA. RefSeq lists its product as uncharacterized. The transcript has a single exon. NCBI's taxonomy places the organism in Eukaryota, Fungi, Ascomycota, Sordariomycetes, Hypocreales, Hypocreaceae. The record is from RefSeq and is a predicted model, not a curated record. Bases 379 to 1224 code for a protein of 281 amino acids.
GCUCGUCUCUCGCCCUCGUUUCAACUCCACCCCCGGAUUUCUUGUCUUUGCUGCUGCUGUGCUGCUACAUACACUUUUACUUUUACUUUUACUUUUCUUUACCUUCAUCUUUUCUCUUCUCUUCUCCCUUUUGCCGUAUCUUCUCUCAAUCCUGUUAUUUCCUUUGUGUCUUCGUUCUCAGUCAUCAUCAGUAAUUGUGUUUUUUGUCCUGGCGUGUCGCGUUCUGCAUUCAAAUAAUACCCUUUACUGUCUUGAAGCCACCAACCCACCAUUUCUUCCAUUCCUCUCGACCCUCUUCAACAUCAGCAUCAACAAGAACAACAAGAACAACAUCAACAACAUCAACAACACCAAGUACCAGACCAGCAUCGCCAUGUCAUGAUCCGCCAACUCUUCUCCCGCCUCACGUCCAUCCUCCUCCCUCCCAUGGCGCUCCUCAACCCCCUCUACGCCCUCGUCGUCCCCUUCCUCCUCGUCACCACCAUCCCGCUCGCCAUCUUCGCCGGCAUCACCACCACCUUCGCCUUCUCCAUCCUCAUCCUGCGCGUCUUCAUCGUCUGGCUCGACAUUGCCCUCUCCCUCGUCUCCCAGUCGCUCUCCCACCUGACUGAGAGCAGCAGCAGCAGCAGCAGCAGCGCCGCCUACAAGUUGCACCUGCGCCCUCCCCGGCCCUCGUCGUCCUCGCCCUCGUCCUCGUCCUCCAUCCACAGCCGCACCAACAGCGUCAGCCCCUCCGCCUCGUCCACGCUGCUCAAGAGGCAUCGCCGCCGCAGGCCCAGCUCCUCCGUCUACUCCGCCGCCGGCUCCGCCACGCCCGCCAGCGACAUCGGCCUCGGCCUCGGCCUCAUCCCCAGCGUCGGCCCCGAGCGCGACUUUGAAGGCGUCGGCGGCUGGCGCCUGGGCGACGACAACGACGACAACGACGACGAUGACCGGCUCUGGACCACCAUCAACUCCCGCUACGAGCUGCCUGACCGCAUGCACGACCGCAACCACCGGCGCAGCCUGUCCGGGGGCCCGGCCGGAGCGGCGGACGGCGGCGGCUUUCUCAUGAUGAAGGGCCGCGCCAGGAGUCCCGAGCAGAGGCUGGUGACGCCGGCGUCUCCGAAUAGUUCCAAGGCUCGCGCGCCCUCGGCUCCGCGUCUGAUGGGCGGCGCCAGCCAGAACGACGGCUAUUUCCCCAUGAGUAUAUCUUCCAAGGCAACUAAGCGAAACAUCAACUAG